Phytomonas sp. Hart1 is the source of this 1569-nucleotide messenger RNA. NCBI's taxonomy places the organism in Eukaryota, Euglenozoa, Kinetoplastea, Trypanosomatida, Trypanosomatidae. The record is from the annotation of a GenBank genome assembly.
AUGUUAAGGUAUUUUACUCGUAACCUGCUUAGAACAACGUCAGGGGUUCGCUUCGCUGGGGUGACGGCCUCAGGUGAAAGAGUACCUUCCGCACCCUCAGCCGCCACCGCAGCUUCAUCCGGGCCCUACCAACCCGCAUAUUCGGAAAUCAAAGGAGUCUCCGACACCCCAGUUCUGGAUCAGCUCAUAGGCUACUAUAUAAACAUACAGUCUCGCAAGAUGUACUACAAGGACUUUCUUCGGAUCGAGCACCAGGCGGUGCGUUGGGCUUUCGCCGACAUUCGAAAAAACAGCGAGGCACUUGCGCAUGGUUUGCUGCAGACCGGUGUGAGGCCUGGGGACCGCAUCUUGAUAAUCCAGCCCUGCAAUUGCGAGACGCUCGUACUACAGCUCGCCUGCUCGAAGAUCGGGGCCUUGGCCUGCAUCGUACCUCACAAAACCAUCAGCGCCGAUAAGCUUCGUUUCUACUUGAACGAGUUCCAGCCACGCCACCUUGUUGCCCGGGAGUGGAUUAAUGUACCGGAGCUCAAGCAUGGUGAGCUGGUGGAGCGGAAUAUGCACUUUUGGGAUACGAUCUACAACGUCAUCCCGGAUCUGGGUUUGUCCUACCCCGGGCAGAAGUUCCAAUGGGUGCACUCACAAGAGUUUUUUUAUCUCAAGAAAGUUAUCAUCACCGAUCAUAACAUGAACCUUCUCGGUGUCACUCCAAUGCGAAAGAUUUUGGUCUGGGGCCCCUUUUCCUAUUACGAACAGCGACUCCGACGGCUCUCAGCUCUUUUGCACCCGGAUGAUCCAGUUCUGGCCCUGGAGGACCCUAAUCCCGCAGUGGAAGAUAAACUACAUAUCACCUUCUCUCAUCGAAAUUGUGUGAACGCUGGGUUUCUUUUCAGCCAACUAAUGAACUUCAAGGCAGAGACACGCUUUGGGGUCAUGCCCAAUCACCAUACAAACCCUAUCGGUGCAAUUAUUGCCCCUUAUGCAGCUAUUACAUCCGGUGCGGUGCUUAUCCAAAUUCACUCGGACUUGUUCACAGACGACCACGCUAUAAACGCGAUUGAAAAGCUCUGUGUUGAAGAAAUCGAGACGCUACUAGGUGAUAAAGCGGACUUUGAUCUCCUUCUUAAGCACGCUGGGAACUUUGAUGUCGACCAGUUUGAGCACUUGAAGUACGUCGUGCUCUUUGAAAACGCCGUUGACCAGCCGACGUCGAUGGAAUAUAUCCAGAAGCUUGCUCAGAAUUUAUACCUUGACGAUGUCUUCGUCUUCCGUGGACCGUUGGAGACAAGCUUUAUGUUGUCAUGGUUGUCCCUACGUAAGGGCUCUUUGGGAAUGGUGCCGCAUGUCGAAGUAAAGGUCGUCGGUGACCGCGGGACGGGCGAUGCUAAAAUUCUGUCCACCGGUCAACGAGGAAACUUGAAGCUCAAGGGGCCACACAUUACGCCGGGAUACUACAACAACGCCGGGCUCAUGACGGAGAUGGUGGAUGAAAAAGGAUUCUGCAGCACCAGCCGUGAGGCAAUUAUGGACAUUGAUGGAAAAUUAACACUUAAAGAAACUCAAUUAUAUUGA